UUGAAGAGCUCCUCAUUGGUCAAUCGCGUCACCUGCAUCCAAUCAGCGGCGUCCUCAGAGGCGCGUCAGGCCCCGCCCCCCUCAGUAGUACAGGUGAGUGAGUGCGGCGUCGAGAGCGCGAGCGGAGCAGCGUCAUGAGACUCGGUCCGAGCCACGGACUGUAUUAACCAGAACCGAACUGACCCGAGUGGACCCGAACUGACCCGAGCGGAGGAGACCUAGAUCUGGUUCCGUAUGACUUCAUGAAUGACCUCUGACCUCUGACCUGUGAAGCCCCGCCCCCUCCAGGCCCGUCCAAUCACGCGCAGCCGUAACGAUGGUUUGCCAUGACAAUGAGAGUAUCAAGUUCUUCUACAACAUCAGCAGGAAGAACAUCAGCGACACGUGGAGGACUAAAGACUACGUGGUGGUGUCUCUGGGCCUGCUGGUCUCUGUUUUCGUCAUCUUCACCAACAUCCUGGUCAUGCUGGCCAUCUUCAUGAACCGCAGGUUCCACUACCCCAUCUACUACCUGCUGGGGAACCUGGCGGCGGCCGACCUGUUCGCAGGCAUCUCCUACAUGUACCUGAUGUUCCACACGGGCCCCUGGACCAUCAAGCUGUCCACCAGUCAGUGGUUUAUCCGGCAGGGUUUGAUCGACACCAGUCUGACGGCGUCGGUCAUUAAUCUGAUGGCCAUCGCGCUGGAGCGCCACCAGACAAUCUUCACCAUGCAGCUGCACAGUAAAAUGAGCAACCACCGGGUGGUGCUGCUGAUCAUCGGCAUCUGGCUCAUCGCCAUACUGUUGGGUUUGGUGCCCUCUAUGGGAUGGAGCUGCUUGUGCAACACCAGUGUGUGCUCGAACAUGGCACCACUCUACAGCCGCAGCUACCUGGUGUUCUGGGCCGUGCUCAACCUGCUGACCUUCACUGUCAUGCUGGCCGUUUACAUGCGCAUCUUCGUCUACGUGCUCCGCAAGAACCACCGCAUGAGCCAGCACACCUCGCAGGUCAAGCAGAAGGAGACUGUGCUCAACCUGAUGAAGACCGUCGUCAUGAUCCUGGGAUGUUUUGUGGUGUGUUGGACACCGGGGCUGGUGCUGCUGCUCCUGGAUGGAUUGUGUGAAUCCUGUGAUGUUCUGACCUACGAGAAGUACUUCCUGGUGCUGGCCGAGUGCAACUCCUUCAUGAACCCCAUCAUCUACUCCUACCGGGACAAGGACAUGCGCGACACCUUCAAACACAUCCUGUGCUUCCCGUGUCUGGGUCCUCAGCAGACGGGCGAGUUCUCGGGUGUGCACUUCAACACCGUCAAGCAGGAGCGGAGACGGCGUGUGCUGCAGGACUCGUGGCUUGCUCGUAAGACUCGUGACGCAGACGGAGAGCAGGCGAACAGAGGACAGCUGGUGCUGAAGGAGACGGAGAACAUGCUGGACUCCAGCGAGAGCUGAGGAACGUCUGACUGGGAAUCAGUUCCUUGUACAUAUGGUUUUAUUUAAUUCCUGUCCUCCUGUUGAAGCUGGCGCAUGGUUUUUAUGUUGUACUUGAAAGCAGGCGACAGACAUCAAUCGUGUUUGCAGUCGUCUGCACUAAUACUGAUUACUAUCCUCUUCUCCAGAAGCUUUCUUUAUUUAAAAACAUUAGAAUCAAUGAAAUAAAUCAAUGUUGUGUAGAUUUUAAGGCAUUCUCAGUUGAAUAAACCCUUUUCUGAGUAACUUUGUUUCUUCUUUGGUUGAGAUUGAUUGUUUCUGUCAUGUUUUAUUUAGUUUCUUCUCCUCCACCACAUUAUUUCUGAUCAGACCUGAGCUUCAGAUGACUUUGUGACUCGGACACGAUAGCAAGAGAUUAUUCUGAUCUAAAGACAAACGUAAUCAUGACCGCCAUUAUUGUAGACAAUCAUUUUAAUCAGAAUUCAGUCAGAAUUAUCAAAAUUAGACUUGAUGAGAAUUACAAUUAUAUAAUUAUGAAUUGGUAUUCCAUCUCCAACAAUCAUGGCUUCUUAUUUAAAAGUAUUUCAUGACUUUGACUUGUUUUCUCUUGUUCAGAGCUUCAGAUGACUUUAGCAGACUUAUUGCAGAGGUCAUAUUUACAAUAUUUUGUGUCCUUUUUUAAAGUUUGACAUGAUUAGGACGUGAUGACAGAAAGAGAGAUAUAAAUCUCAGGAAUGCAGAGAUGGAAAGUAACGAAUUACAUUUACUCGCGUUAUCUACUUCUACUUUUUAAAAGUAUUUUUUUCAUCUGUAAAAGUUGUAAAACUGAUUCCUUGAGUUAAAACCACUGGUUUGAGAUGAAUAGGCCUGUCCCAGGGGUGUCAGAUCUGUUCCUGGAGGAGUUUGGUUCUAUCCCUGCUCAAACACACAUCAUGAAGUUCUCAAACGAGCCUGAACGAUGAGAUUAGCUGGAUCGGGUGUGUUUAAUUAGGGUUAAUUAAACACACUCGUGUGUGUGUGUGUGUGUGUGUCGCUGUCAGAAUCAGAUCCCAGAGGAAAUGACGAGUAACUCUUCGACAGAUGCCGACACAGAUGAUCUCGAGUGUAAUAGUGAGUGCAGACUAACGACAGGUGCGCGUGCUCGCUGAACCGGAUCCGGUUCUUCCGCAUUCACGCGUCACGUGAUGUGUAGUGAGUCUCGGUCCAAACCGGUUCACACCAUAUGAACCAUAUUAUGCCUUUAAUCAUCUGAGGGCCAAGCACAUAUAAGUACAUUACACACAAACUACAUAUAACAAUGAGACGAGUCGUGGAGAAAACACAUUCCAAUAAUACUUCAAAUUCAUAUAUAUAUGCUUUGUACAUUAACUCUGUAUCAUAUUUAAUCUGAAAUUACUUGUACAGACAGUUUAAGACAGAACUUCUGAUUUUAAGUUAAAAUAAGGACAUUUUUACAGUGCAUACAUUAAUUUUAAAGAUCCAUUUUACUGUGUGAGGAAAGCAUUGUCUUUAUAGAGAAUGAUUGUUGUUUGCUAAAUUAAAUUGUCACUUAAUUGAAUCCAAAGUAAAUUACAAGUGAUAUCUGGAAAUAACAAGCUGUAAUUUUUUUCUGUUGGAUGUAUAAACCUCACCCUUUUAACAACUGAAAAUCAAUCUUAUUUGUCACAAUGUUAGAUGAGUAAUGAGGAUCUCUGUCUCCCUCUGCUGGAGGAGCAACAACUGUUCAACGAGGUUAGUUUAUUCUGUUUCAGCUUCGAAUGAAGAUCAGCAAACGCAGAAUAUAUUUGUUCAUUAAAUGUUAUUAAUUGUUUGCAGUUUUAAAUGUUUCUUCGAUGAUUACAGCACUGAUUUGCCAGAGGCAGCCCAUCGAUAGAAUACACUACAAGUAAAUGGGCCAGCAGAUGUUAGAUAUUUUCUCAUGUCAUCUCAUGUCACUGGAUAAGUUUGUCGUCUGAAGUUGUGUAUCAUAUGGUGGCACAAACUUGCUCACUGUAUUGUAAAAGUGUAAGGUGAGAAAUAAAGAACAAUAUAAAGA
Messenger RNA from Carassius auratus (goldfish), 3443 nucleotides. It is a transcript of the gene lpar2b, whose product is annotated as lysophosphatidic acid receptor 2b. The transcript has 6 exons. Gene Ontology annotation, biological process: G protein-coupled receptor signaling pathway. Gene Ontology annotation, cellular component: membrane. The record is from RefSeq and is a predicted model, not a curated record. The coding region runs from base 317 to 1429 and encodes 370 amino acids. Gene Ontology annotation, molecular function: lysophosphatidic acid receptor activity. Lineage: Eukaryota; Metazoa; Chordata; Actinopteri; Cypriniformes; Cyprinidae.